Hyalella azteca is the source of this 1837-nucleotide messenger RNA. RefSeq names its product extensin. The coding region runs from base 44 to 1201 and encodes 385 amino acids. The record is from RefSeq and is a predicted model, not a curated record. The transcript has 2 exons. Lineage: Eukaryota; Metazoa; Arthropoda; Malacostraca; Amphipoda; Hyalellidae.
UCGGGGUCUAGUCAUUUCCAGAUUCUGGAGCUCCUCAGCAAAAAUGGUCGGAUCAUCAGUUGCUGGAUUGCUCUCGAGCGUCUUCACAGGUUUUUUAUUGCUUCAGCAGCUCUCGUUCGCCGCAGCCGACGGCCGCGGCACCGCAGCUACAGCGGCCGCUGUGACAGCCAGACAGCGGCCGUACUCUGGCCCUGCGUCAAGUCCUACACAGCGUUUCUUUCUUGGGCCUGUAAAAGGCAUAUUAGAUUUCAUGGACGACAUCUUCGACGAUGAUGAUUACCGCGGGCAUGGUAGAUAUCCACCAUAUGGGGGAUAUCACGGUGGAGUUAUUCCGCCUUAUGCUCCCAGCUAUGCUCCAUAUCCACCUCAUGGAGGUUAUCCACCCCAUGUAGGGUAUCCUCCUCAUGGAGUAUAUCCACCACACGGUGGAUACCCUCCUCAUGGGGAAUAUCCACCUCACGGUGGGUACCCUCCUUAUGGAGGACAUCCACCUCCGGGAGCGUAUCCUCCUUAUGGUCCCGUUCAUCCCCAGCCUAUUUAUCCACCUCAAAUACCCUAUGGCCCUUCAUUCCCGCAUGGUGCAUAUCCAUCCCAUCAAGCUAUAGUACCAGGUGAUUAUGGUCCUCCUGUGGGAUACCCCAACCACAACGCCAUUCCAGUUCCCCCAGUUUAUCCCGCGCCAGCCCCAGCGUACGGUCCUCAACCCUACAGCCACCCACCGAAUUUCGGUUACGACCAACCCAAGCCAAUAGCGAGCUAUGGACCCCCGGUCCCUGUUAAACCCGUGGUAGAUGCAUACGGACCACCGAUUUCUGCACCUCCAACCUAUCCCCAACCUGUUGCCAGCUAUGCACCUCCAGUUCCUCCAAAACCUGUGGCGAUUUAUGGACCACCAGCUCCUCCGAAACCAGCGGCUACGUAUGGACCACCAAUUCACCACAAACCCAUUUCUGCUUAUGAGAGUCCGAGCCACGUAAAGCCGAUCGCAAGUUACGAGCAUCGACCACCGCCAGUCUCCAGCUACGAACCCCCGCCACUCAAAAAGAGACCGGACUCCACUUAUUUUGCUCCGCAUGACGAUGGAAAUUCUGCAAUCUUCGAAAAAAUUUCUCAAAUUCCUUCAGCUGAUUUCGUCAGCGCCGAGCAGCACAUACCUUCUAAGCCUCAUAAAUCCAAGAAAGAAAAAUGGGUCUGGUCAUAGGUCAUCAUGAAUUCAACUCCAACAUGUCAAUACUAUAUUCAACGCCGAGACUCGAAAUAUUUAUAUUUAUUCAGGGAUUUACGCGAGCGUGAUAGGAACUGAUUUUUUAUCUUCAAGACAAAAUAUUUUAAGGUUUAUCACCAGGCUUCUCAGCCUCUAGCUUGUUCGUUGUGAACAAAAAUAAUAUAUCUACUUCUGAAAGUUUAGAUUACUAUAUAUAAUUGGUUUUGAAGAAGUUUCAAUAAAUAGUUUCCGAACACAAAUCUAUAUUUUGGACUUAUUGCUAAAAAUUAUUUUGUGUGAUUGUCAAUCAAUAAGUUUGCGAUGAUGAUUUUUUUUAUUAAAAACUAUCAUUUUUUAUUUUUUUUCUAUGCGCAUCAUUUAAAUUCCAGGAGCACAAGGAUUUUUUUAAAUUACAUUCCUCAUCCAUGUUGUAAGAUUCCAAACGAUCGAAUUUCGAUUGAACUAGUCCACGUAAGCUUUAAAAUUAAGUUAAUAAACUUGUCUUCACUAACAUAUUUAUUUGUACAGCCUAUAUGCUAUUUAUUUAUUCUAACUUGUCUUUCUAUAGACUCUGAAACAUUUCCUUCUUGAAGGUUUAAUUUCAUACUAAAUAAAUUCUGAUGUUUCUCUUUC